Molecule: messenger RNA, 1156 nt
Organism: Cryptomeria japonica (Japanese cedar)
Lineage: Eukaryota; Viridiplantae; Streptophyta; Pinopsida; Cupressales; Cupressaceae
Exons: 2
Coding region: 208-837 (209 amino acids)
Source: RefSeq, a predicted model, not a curated record
UUAGUACACUUUAGAAUCAAUUCCCAAUCUGUGUUUUUUCGCUCAUAAGUUCGUUUUCUAUCGGAAACAGACGCUCGAUAAUUUAUACCUGAGUACUAAGAAGUUUCGAUAUUUCGAGCUUCUUGGGUUUUCAGAUGGGAUUGUAGCCCACUUUCUUGUAACCUAUAAAAUUUAGGUGUGAAAUAAUUUGUUGUCAAGAACAUUACUAUGGGUAUCACCAGAGAACUCGAGAUUGCGAACAGGACUUUACUGAUAGAGGAGCAUGAAAACAUAACAGACCCACUAACAGGAAAAGAAGCAGCAGGUUGCUGGACAUGGGACUGCUCUAUGGUCCUGGCCUAUUAUUUGACCACACCCAAUUGGCCUCCUUCCUCAUUCUAUGCGAAAACUGUAAUUGAAUUAGGAGCAGGCACAGGCGUUCCAGGCCUUACUGCAGCUCUCUUAGGAGCCAAUGUAAUAUUAACAGACCUUCCCCCACUCUUACCAGGCCUGCAAAAAAAUGUAGAUAAAAACGACCUUCGAGAUAAGGUUAUAGUGAAAGAAUUGAUAUGGGGGGAAGAUUGUUCUUUUUCAGAUUUAGGUCUAUCACAACCUGUGGAUUAUGUUCUUAUGUCUGACUUGCUGUAUGAUGUCAAUUCUAUGCCUGCUUUGUGCAAAACUCUAAAACAUAUCAGUGAUGGGCAUACUCAGAUUUUACUGGCAUAUGAGCUUCGUUAUGGAACUACUGAAUGCUUUAAGGCUCUGAAGGAGAGGGGCUUCAGGUGGGCUAAGGUUGCUCAGGAGGAUCUGGAUCCCGAGUGGCAAAGCGAAGACAUUGGAACAUGGCUGCUGUGGUAAAAUGAAUGUAUAGUGGGUGAAAAGGGGCAAAUAACCCAAGAGGAUUUCUGGAUAUUUGGAAUAUGAGACCACAAUUAAUGUAAUGCUUGUCUUUCUGUAAUCGGCUGAUUAAGGUACGUAUUCCCUUAAUGGGUAUUUUUUAUUUUUGAAAUCCUAGGCUAUGGUGACCUUAUGAUUCUGUAUAUAUCUAUCUAGAACAGAUAAUCUUAGAUUGUUAAUGGGACUUUACUAAUAGAGGAGGAUGGAAACAAAACAGACACCCUUUGAUUGCCUCUCUUUACUUGGUGCGGUUCUUGAGGCCUAGUGCAUCUCUCUCCCA